This is a messenger RNA of Naegleria gruberi, 653 nucleotides long. RefSeq lists its product as uncharacterized. The transcript has a single exon. The record is from RefSeq and is a predicted model, not a curated record. NCBI's taxonomy places the organism in Eukaryota, Heterolobosea, Eutetramitea, Acrasida, Naegleriidae. The coding region runs from base 1 to 537 and encodes 178 amino acids.
AUGGCCAAACAAUCUCGAUCUAAUUCCAAUUCAACUGAUCACUAUCCACUCUAUCCAACAAAUUCGACUACAAGUAGUGGACAACAAAUGAUCAUGUUUUCUACAACUCCUGACUACAAAAACGAAGCACACUAUUAUGAGACGAAACUUGGUAGUGGUGCUUUAAUUUGUGACACUGAAUUGUCACCAGUUUGUAGUUGUAAUGAAUCAGUUUCCAGUUAUUUAUCAUGUGACGAUCAAUAUCAUAAACAACAGUCAUUCUCAAUUCGAACACUUGUGGUGACUGAACCUUAUUGGAAACGAGUGGGAAAGGUACUCGAUAAUAACAAGAAGAAUAUCAUGAUGGGAUGUAUCAUGUUUGUUCUGGUGUCUCUAUUCAUUGUCAGUACUGUUUACUUUGUAAAGAGUUUGCUGAUGAAUAAUAUUGUAAUAUUAACGAUUUGUGCUAUUAUGAGUUUGUUGGCAGCUUUGAUUAUUUCAGUUCUUGGAAUCAUUUGGUUGACCAAACAUAGUAGAUUCAAAACCACCGCCAUGUAGGGUAUUUGUUAAGAUAUUGUAAAUAGUAAUGUAAAUAUUAAUAUUAAUGAUGAUUAGCACACGAUCUCUUGUAAAUUAAACUAGUUUCUAAAGUAAAAGAAUAAAUCUUCUUUAUC